This is a messenger RNA of Chara braunii, 2715 nucleotides long. Lineage: Eukaryota; Viridiplantae; Streptophyta; Charophyceae; Charales; Characeae. The record is from the annotation of a GenBank genome assembly.
GCGUAUGUGGUCCACAUUCCGAUCAGAAACAGAAGAGUCUCUGGUUGAACUGCGUUAACUGUAUCGCAGAGACAUGCAGAUUCAGCCGGAAAAUCGAAUGUCCUGGCACCUAUUUGCAUCACCCCUGCUGGCCUUGCUUCAAGUGCCGAGGGCGGUACCCAAUCUGCAGCUGCUGCGAAUCCUGGAGCAGCUAUGGCUAUGGCUAUGGCUCUGGCUCUGCCUCUGCCUCUGGCUAUGGCUGUGGCUAUGGCUAUGGCGGCUUGUGGUACUGACGGCAACGACAGGGAGGAGGUCGUUGCUGCGACUGCUGCUGCUGCUGCCGGGUAUUUUUGUUGCCGUCUCGGCAGCGAUACCGCUGACGGCAGGGUACGGCCUGGAGGAGUUUCUGGCGGCGCUCAAUGAUGAGACCUUGGUCUAUCAGGAAGUGAAAGGGGACGUGGUCCUCAACGGCUCGUUACCCGCCAUCACGGGCAGGAACCUCACGCUCGUGGGCAGAGCGCCACGUGGCAGGCGUCCAGUGAUUGACGGAGCAUCGAAGCAUGGCGGAUCGGAGUCGCUGUCGCUGACGCUGAAGAACUUAGAGUUCCGCAACUUCAACGGAACGGCGCCGAUUUUCAAGACUAGGACGCACGACAUCGUCAUCCAAGAUUGCGUCUUUAGGAACAACCGCGCGGUGGCGGGGUUCUUUUCAGCGAGGGCGUCUGUGGUGUAUGUUUCGUACGGCAGCCUGAAGAUCUCUGGCUCUCUCUUUGCCAACAACAGGGUGGAGGGACGUUUUGGGGAAGGCGGGGCUGUGUACGCGAUCGGAAGCGUCACGGUGAUUGAGAGGACGGUGUUUAGGAGCAACGAGGCGAUGGGAACGGGGGGCACGGGGAAAGGUGGGGCCAUGUAUAUAUGGGCGCCUACGUACCGCAUCAGCGAUUGUGUAUUCGAAGGUAACAAGGUCGACGGCCAUGGCGGCGCAGUGGUGGUUUCGAUCGCCGGGCGGGGGGAGAUCGUGGGGUCGCGCUUCGCGCGCAACUCCGCGUACUCCACGAGUUCAAGAUUUAAGCGGUACGCGACAGGUGGGGCCAUCAGCAUCUACGGUGAGGAGUUCACAAGCAUCAGCGGAUGCACGUUCACAGAAAACAAGGCGGAGGGCAGGCGAGGAGGGGCAGUGUCUCUGUCGAUGUACCAGGCGGACGUCACCAUGUCCGGCUGCAAGUUCGAGAGGAACGCCGCCGGAAGAUACGGCGGGGCUGUGGGUGCGCGCCUCGUGCCCGCCGACUUCGUGGAGGGGUCACGUGGCGUUUAUCUGGGUGACCACGGGGCUCCAUGGAGUAGAACGAAGUUCUGCAGAGGGAACACGUACUCGGGAAAUUUGGCGGGAAAGUCUGGCGCGAACAACAUAUACGUGGACGUGCGCAACAGUUCCGAGAGCGGAGUGUCCUUCUGCCCGAGCCGGCCUCCUCUUGCUCUCAUCGAAGCCGCGCCGGCCGCUUUUUUGGCGGCGCUCAAUGAUGAGACCGUGCUCUAUCAUGAAGUGAAAGGGGACGUGGUCCUCAACGCCUCGUUACCUGCCAUCACGGGCAGGAACCUCACGCUCGUGGGCAGAGCGCCACGUGGCAGGCGUCCAGUGAUUGACGGAGCAUCGAAGCAUGGCGGAUCAGAGUCCUUGUCGCUGACGCUGAAGAACUUAGAGUUCCGCAACUUCAACGGAAUGGCGCCGAUUUUCAAGACUGAGGGGCACGACAUCGUCAUCGAAGAUUGCGCCUUUAGAAACAACCGCGUGGUGGUGGUGGUGGGCCGUGCGGUGUCGGGAUCGGGGUGUGUGGUGUAUGUUCUGUUCGGCAGCCUGAAGAUCUCUGGCUCUCUCUUUGCCAACAACAGGGUGGAGGGACGUUUUGGGAGCGGCGGGGCUGUGUACGCGAUCAGAAACGUCACGGUGAUUGAGAGGACGGUGUUCAGGAGCAAUGAGGUGAAGGGAACGCAGGGCACGGGAGAAGCUGGGGCCAUGUAUAUAUGGGCGUCUACGUACCGCAUCAGCGAUUGUGUAUUAGAAGGUAACAAGGUCGACGGCAAUGGCGGCGCACUGGCGAUCACGACCGAGGGGCGGGGGGAGAUCGUGGGGUCGCGCUUCGCGCUCAACUCCGCCUACUCCACGAGUUCGGAGUUUAAGCGGUAUGCAACAGGCGGGGCCAUCAGCAUCUACGGGGUGGGGAUUAUAAUCAUCAGCGGAUGCACGUUCACAGAAAACAAGGCAGAGGGCAAGCGAGGAGGGGCAGUGUGUCUGUCUAUGUACCAGGCGGACGUCACCAUAUCCGGGUGCAAGUUCGAGACCAACGCCGCGGGAAGAUACGGCGGGGCUGUGGGUGCGCGCCUCGUGCCCGUCCACUUGGUGGAGGGCCCACGUGGCGUUUAUCUGGCUGACAGCGGGCCUCCAAGGGGUAGAGCGAAGUUCUGCAGAGGGAACAGAUUCUCGGGAAAUUUGGCGGGAAAGUCUGGCGCGGAGAACAUAUACGUGGACAUGCGCAACAGCUCCGAGAGCGGAGUGUCCUUCUGUCCGACCAGGCCUCCUCUUGCUCUCAUCGAAGCGGCGCCGGCCGCUGUCACCAUCUCCUGUGCAUUCUGCUGAACUGCUCGUAGGGACAUCAAUGUCGCACUUGCAUGGAUUGGACUCCCCCCGCCCCCCCCGCCCCCCCCGCGCUGGCCGUCGAUUCUCGUAGUCGACGAUCA